GAAGACAAUUGCCGCAUUUGAUGCAGCCCUUCAAAACCUUGGCCUCACGUGUCCUUUCUUUCUCACUCAGAAUGAUGGCACCAUAAUAAGCUCCGCUUUGUGCAUGGAUUACCCCAUUUUGACAUUCUCUUCUGGAACUACAAACAGCAUGAGAGGAGCCACCCACCUCUCAGGUGUGAAAGAUGCUGUUGUAAUAGACAUCGGAGGAACAUCUACUGAUGUAGGGGUGAUAAAGAAUGGUUUCCCCACAGAAUCAUCGUCAUACGUCAAGAUAGCAGGGGUUCGGACAAACUUCAGGAUGCCAGAUGUAUUCAGCUUUGGACUUGGAGGUGGUUCAAAAGUGAAAGUGGACAAAGAGUUUGCCCAAGUAGGGCCUCAAAGUGUUGGCUAUAACCUCAAAUCAGAAGGUCUACUUUUCGGCGGUUCUAUAUUGACUGCCACUGACAUAGCUGUCGCCAAUGACCUUUUGACCCUUGGUGAUGUCACAAAGGUCAAGGCAACUGUUAAUGAUGUCACAGCCAAACAAUGUCUGGAUAAGAUACAUAGCAUGCUUGAGGACGCCAUUGAUCAAGUCAAGACUAGUGCUGAUGAUGUCACAGUUGUUCUAGUAGGAGGUGGCAGCGUACUAGUUGAUACAAACAGACAUAUACAGGGCUGUAAUAACAUCCUGAAACCCCCACAUUUCCAGGUGGCCAAUGCUAUUGGGGCAGCGCUAAGUCAGGUGUCAGGUUCUGUGGAUACAGUGGUCAACUUGGCCUCAACAACAAGAGAUGAUGCUAUAGCACAAGCUAAGCAGCAGGCAUGUGAUUUGGCAAUACAAGCUGGGGCUGAGACAGACACUAUUCAGAUUUGUGAAGUUGAUGAAAUAGGAUUAGCUUAUCUUCCUGGGAAUGCAACUCGGAUUAAAGUAAAAGCCAUUGGAAACUUACGAGCCAAUAAUAAUCCUUCGAUUGCUCAACAUAAACUGGCGUCACUGGCUGAUCAAAAAUCAGACUCCAAUGAUAGAACAAAGGAUGAGUCGGGUGGUGACAUCCCAGCAACUCAACAGUCAUAUGAUGAACUAUUAAACCCAACCAUUGAACACACCAAUAUAUUGGAAUAUUCUCCAAGAAUAAACCCUGCAGGAGAAUGGGUUUUGAGUGAACUGGAUGUAGAAUGCAUAUGCAUUGGAGCAGGGAUUCUGGGCUGUGGUGGAGGGGGAAAUCCACACAUGGGGAAACUAAGGAGUUUGAAAGCGCUCAAAGAUGGUAAAACUAUACGUGUGAUAUCUCCGGAGAGAUGUGCCAGUCUAAUGACUGAUAAGAGUCUAGUGACAACCGUUGCUUUUAUGGGAGCACCUGCAAUAAUCAUUGAGAAACUGGUGCAGGGUGGGGAAACAUGUGCUUCAAUAUCUGCCAUGUUGGAUGUCUACAACAAAGGAGCAAGAUGUCCAGAGGCAGACAUAAAAUCAAAUGAAACUGGUGUACGAUACAUAGAUGAUUAUAA
Molecule: messenger RNA, 1485 nt
Organism: Owenia fusiformis
Lineage: Eukaryota; Metazoa; Annelida; Polychaeta; Sabellida; Oweniidae
Source: the annotation of a GenBank genome assembly